UUUCCAAGAUGGCGGACGUGGUUGAAGAAAAAAAUAGCAAAAAAAUUAAAAAAGACGUUUAUAUACCACAAUCAGCUCAAGAUGUACAACGAAUGAAAAUAGAAAAACUUAUGAGCAAUCCAGACAAACCUGCUUAUAUCCCAGUUCCAAAGAAAGAAUGGAAACCGUCGGACCCGAAAGAUUUUGUUAGAUUUGUUAUGGGAUCAAGUGCAGGAGCAGGUAGUGGAGAGUUUCAUGUUUACAGAGCAACAAGAAGACGAGAAAACAACAGACUAAAAUAUAUUGAUGACAAGGCCAAAAAGGAAGAUGCAGAUUCUGAAUACCAGAGAAAACAAGAAGAAAAUGAAGCAAAAGCUGAGGAAAGAACAGCAAAGAAAAGAACAAAGAGGUUUUUAUGGAGCUCAAGC
Molecule: messenger RNA, 407 nt
Organism: Dendronephthya gigantea
Lineage: Eukaryota; Metazoa; Cnidaria; Anthozoa; Malacalcyonacea; Nephtheidae
Product: PRKR-interacting protein 1 homolog
Exons: 4
Biological process (GO): negative regulation of protein kinase activity
Cellular component (GO): nucleolus
Molecular function (GO): double-stranded RNA binding; protein kinase inhibitor activity; protein kinase binding
Source: RefSeq, a predicted model, not a curated record